CCUAACUUGCGUUGAACGUGUUUAGGAUUCACAUCAUUCUGUAGUAUUUUGAUGAUUAAGGCGAUUUGUAAACAGCAAACAUGGUUUUACUAUAUCAGUUACCACUCAAUUCAUUAUCCCUUAUAAAACCUCCUAAAAGUGCUUGUGCUCACUGCUGUUGACUGUUAAACUGUUAACUCGUUUCAGUGUUGAAUGCAAUAUUUUGUAAAAAUGUAUGCAGUGAAAAGGGAAACCGAAGAGGUAUUAUGCCACGGAUGCCUCAGUGCAAACCGGAGUUUAUCGCCCUUGACGAAUUACGAAAUGUACUUCUGUCUCUUAGGAAAUAAACAAACGCUAGAGGAAUACAAAUAUCUGAAUAUUCUCCUAUGCUGGGAGUGCCAGGCGCUGCUGCGGCGCACCCAGCGGUUCCGGAACACGCUGCAACGCGCACAGUACUUGCUAUCAGUGGCUCAUACUGAGCAGGUUUCACUAAAAUCUUUAUCCACAUUAACACACACACACAAAGAGGAAUAUGACUGCAGCAUAGAAGAAUCCAUAGCCAUAGAGUCCAAAAACGAAGUAGAAUUAUUUAUAGACAACUCAGAUACACACAUAAAAGAAGAAAUAGAAGAUAAUUUGGAAAUUGAUAAUAUUGACACUUACAGUGACAAUAUCAAAGAUGAAAAUGAGUUAAAAAUUAUUAAAACAACAAAGAAAUAUAAGAAAGAUACAGAAAAAAGAGAAUUUAAGAAACUAGAUAACGGAUUGGACAUGAGAAAUCCUGAGAAGUAUUUUAGUGAGAUAUGUCUGAGCGAGAAGGAGGUAGGAGAGAUAUUAGAGAGAGAAAGAGAGGAAGAUGCCAGUCGGCCGCACAAGUGUGACGUCUGCGGGUUUUGGUUCGUGAGCAGAACUGAUGUCUACGACCAUAAGAAGACUAUGCAUAGACAGCGAUCAAAACCAGGAAAGUGUCCCCAAUGCGCUUUCCCGUACAAGUCCCUGUGGGACUUAGAGCUGCACAGCUGGCGAUCUCACCCAGUCAACCGGUGCUCGCUGUGCGGACGUGUCGUGGCGAGCCGCGACAAGGGGAAGCAUCUGCAGAUGCAUAGGUUUAGAUAUCGGUGUUUGAAGUGUGGAGCUGAUUUUGACAACAAGCAUUGGUACCAUCACCACGAGAAGCAGUUGCACUCCAAGUAUAUCUGCGCACAUUGCGACCGCACUGUUAACACUAAGAAAUCUUUGGAGAAGCAUGUCAUCCGGCACCACCUGCCCGCCACGUGCUCGUGCUGCGGCGCGCGCUUCCCGACGUGGGAGCGGCUGCGGCGCCACGCGCGCGACGCGCACGAGCGGACCGGGCCCGCCUACUGCGUCGAGUGCGACCGCUCCUUCCUCACCCCGGCCAAGUACCGGCGCCAUCUCAGCCAGUCGCAGAGACAUCGGCCGCAGAAAAAAGUUAGCGUCCCAUGUCCUGAGUGUGGAAAAGUGUUUUCCCGUAAAAACUACAUGAACAACCACAUGAAGCUGUUCCACUCCAACCAGUCCCGCCACCACUGCCCGCUGUGCGACAAGUACUUCGUGAACGGCUGGGGGCUGCGCACGCACCACAAGUUCGUCCACGAGAAGAUCCCGCUGCCGAAGACGAAGAUCUGCAGCGUGUGCGGCCGCGGCUUCGGAACGAACCGCGUGCUAGAGAACCACAUGCGUACACACACGGGCGAGCGUCCGUUCUCGUGCGCGCGCUGCCCCGCCGCCUUCGCGCAGCGCGUCGCGCUCAAGGCGCACCUCGCCGCCAUACACAAGGAGAAGUAACGGAGUCUGUAAGGCCUCUCCACGUGCACGUGAAUCAUUUCAUAUACUUUUCAGUACUUCAGUAAGGUCAUAAGUUCUGUGUAAUAUAAAGCUUUUAACUAUGGAAUGUAGAGGUAAGGAAUGAAAUCUCCAUGUACCAAAAAGUGUCCUUUAAAUAACCUUAAAUUGUGGCGCUACAAUACGUAGAAUAUUUGAAAAAAAAUCAAAUCAUAGACAUCGCACUUUACACCGUCAAAAGCUACUCUGGAGAGUUUUGUAACUAUUAUUUUAUAGCUGACAGCUGUACACUUUUGCAACAGUUCUGCCUAUGAAGAUUUCAUUCCUUACCUCUACCUUCCAUACUUUUAACCUUUCGUAUGAUCUUGUCAAAAAUUUGCCAUUUAUAAUUUGAAUAUAUAUAUAUAGAGCAUAACUGCUCCCAGACAUACCAAAGGUUAAUAAAAAAUGUUUGCCAUGAUUUGAAAGCUUGUUUUAUACUGAUCAAAAUGUAAUAUAAUUCAUUUAUAAUUUAGAUCGCGACUUUAUUUACAAAAGCGAGUAAAAAUCAGUGUCGCACUUAUUUAUUUAAUCUUUAUUGCACAUAACGCACUGUACAAUAGGCGAAUUUAAUGCCGUAAGGCAUCCCCUACCAGUCAACCUUUAGGCAAAGCAGAUAAGUUGUAGGCGGUGCAAAAACAUUAGGUAUAGGUGAUACAAUUGAUACAUGUACGAACACAAUACAGUCAUAAGAAAUAUACAAACAUAAACAUACAUAUAUAUAAAUAAUAUUGAUACAAAUACAUAUACUCACAUAUAUAUACAUAUAUAUAUAUGAAAUCCGAUGAACUUGCAAAGCAGAAACAUUAAGAUUUUCCAGUAAUGCCAGCAAAGUGCUCACUCAAGGACACAUUAAUAAAAUAGGUACAAUUGUUUAUUUGUAUGAACAUACUUUUAUUAGACCGUUAUUUUAUUACCAGCAUAUAGUUCUCCGACAAGUCUGUACUACAGCUAUCACCCUUCAAACUUGUAUUUUUUAGUGACCCGCUAAUUUUUGACUGCGAUCCAACGAGUAAAUUGAACACACACACACACACAUAAGUAAAACGCGUACAGUUGCAAUUCUGGCAGUCCAAUACGCAUGAAUAACAUAUUUUAAGAAAAUUAAAAAUCCAACUUUUGCUUUAUGUAAGAUUUUACCAUGUAAAAAAGAUACAUAAAUAAGUAUGCAAAAUCACCUUGAUAUGGUCGCGUAUUUUUUGCAUGUUUUUUUAUAACAUUUUUUCCGAAUAUUACACAGAAUUAUGCAAAACUGAGAUAGCAAAUUAUGUUAAAUUAUAUUGUAAGUAAUUCAGCAUUAAAUAAGUUUUCUACCCAUAUAUAUGAAUAAUAAAGGAUCUGUGCCUAUAGCUUUUUUAUCAGUCAAAACCUUUGUGACAGAACUUAUGACCUGACUAAGUACAUACUUAAUGGUUUUUGUUACCUAGGUAGGUACAUAUUUUUGGUGGGUAGGAAUAAUGUAAAAUUAUGAAUGAAGUCAAAUAAAUACUUCUGGAUAAAUAA
This is a messenger RNA of Cydia pomonella (codling moth), 3324 nucleotides long. RefSeq names its product gastrula zinc finger protein XlCGF58.1-like. Bases 193 to 1785 code for a protein of 530 amino acids. Gene Ontology annotation, biological process: regulation of transcription by RNA polymerase II. The record is from RefSeq and is a predicted model, not a curated record. Lineage: Eukaryota; Metazoa; Arthropoda; Insecta; Lepidoptera; Tortricidae. Gene Ontology annotation, molecular function: RNA polymerase II transcription regulatory region sequence-specific DNA binding; DNA-binding transcription factor activity, RNA polymerase II-specific. The transcript is spliced from 9 exons. Gene Ontology annotation, cellular component: nucleus.